AUGUCGGAAUGUGAGCAUAUUGUCAAGUUUAGUGAAGAGAAAGUAUCUAGUGCUUUGAAGAUGAUUAAAUUUGUAGUAGCUCAUUCAUCACAGAAGGAAAAAUGGCUAAAGUUGGCAGACUGUUCGACAUGUCAUGAAAUUAACCAAGGUGCAUGUUUUGUUUGUUUAGACUGCAAAUCGAUAAAUUGCUGGAAUAAUAAAUGUAUGGCUACACAUGCUAAUGAGCUGGAUCAUGCUAUUGGCAUAAAUUCAAACAGUGGCCUAAUUUUUUGUUUCAAAUGUAUGGAUUAUAUUAACUACGAAAGCAAUGACGAUAACCGCAAUAUAAGUUUUCCUACCGUAACUAAUAGGGAUGGAUUACAUGGUUUUGUCAAUAUGGGAUCAACCUGUUUCAUGAGCAGCAUACUUCAAGUCUUAAUCCAUAACCCUUUCAUUGUCCAAAACUCCAUGAGCCAGUCACAUUAUAGCUCAUGCAAGAUAAGAAAUCCGAAUAACUGUAUCUCGUGUGCUCUAGAUGAAAUUAUUGCCGAAUCAUAUGGGAAUUUUGUUAAAUAUAAUAAUGGCAAACCUAUAAAUCAAUACCAUGAUGGGUUUAUUUCGAUGUUGAAUUGUUCUUGGAAGAUUAACGAUAAUUUUGCCGGUUACUCCCAACAAGAUGCCCAUGAAUUUUUGCAAUUCAUAUUAAAUCGAUUACAUCGUGAUUACAAAUUAACUUCAACCUAUACAAAUAAUACAGAUUCAUGCAGUUGCCUUAUCCAUUCCAUCUUUCAAGGCAAACUGAAGAGCUCUAUUGUAUGUCCGGAGUGUCACGAUAAUUCUAAAACUGUUACUGAUCCAUACAUUGAUUUAUCGUUAGACAUAAAAGAUAAAGCCACUCUUUACCAGUGUCUAGAUAGUUUCCAUAAAAAGGAAACUUUGCAUGAUUAUAAUUACCACUGUCCAAAUUGUGAUACUAUGCAAGAUCCAAUAAAGCAAUUGACUAUUGAUAAACUUCCUCCAGUGUUAGUUUUACAAUUGAAAAGAUUUGAGCAUUUAAAUAAUGGGCAAAACGUUAAGCUCAAUGCUUUUAUAGAAUUUCCAACGUAUCUUAAUAUGAAAAAAUACUGCCAUACUGAAGAAAAUAACUCUUCGAUCAUUUAUGAAUUAAACGGCGUAAUAUCACACAUUGGGACUGUGAACGAGGGACAUUAUAUUGCAACAUUGAAACUUGAUAGUAACAAUUGGUUCAAAUUUAACGACUCCAUGGUGACUUCAAUUUCCGAGGAAGAAGUGUUGAAAGACCAAGCAUAUUUACUUUUCUAUAGUAUUAAACAAGUGAAUUAA
This is a messenger RNA of Kazachstania africana CBS 2517, 1323 nucleotides long. RefSeq names its product ubiquitin-specific protease UBP8 (gene UBP8). The coding region runs from base 1 to 1323 and encodes 440 amino acids. The record is from RefSeq and is a predicted model, not a curated record. Gene Ontology annotation, biological process: protein deubiquitination. Gene Ontology annotation, molecular function: cysteine-type deubiquitinase activity; zinc ion binding. NCBI's taxonomy places the organism in Eukaryota, Fungi, Ascomycota, Saccharomycetes, Saccharomycetales, Saccharomycetaceae. The transcript has a single exon.